Molecule: messenger RNA, 1901 nt
Organism: Durusdinium trenchii
Lineage: Eukaryota; Dinophyceae; Suessiales; Symbiodiniaceae
Source: the annotation of a GenBank genome assembly
CAGGAUCUGCCGGUGGUGGCCGGGCUGAGCUACACUGCCUUGCGCGUGAGUGCGACGGCCAACGACUUCAGCGCCGCACUGCUGACGCCGAUGCUGCGGAUUGUCCAGGUCGAUACACAGCCUUCCUUCGGGGGAUGUGCGAGCAACGGCUACAUCCGUCCAGGAGGGCUUGGGUUUCAAGACCAGGCCAUUCCAUUGACGGUGGACUCUGGGGAUCUCUUGUCCUCGAACUUGGUCUUCAUGACAGGAGGCAUUUAUCGCCUUUGCUACUCAGCGGAUGGAGCCUUCUCGAGUGAUAGCUCCUUGCUGCCAGUGCCCUUUGAGCUCCGUGUGCAGGGCGCUCGCCGGCAUUGCGGCUUCGAUCGGUGCUUGGAGGAGUUCCCCUGGAGAUGUUUCAUCUACGGCGAUGCCGCCGCGCCGCACGGAAGCUGUACCGUGCGGGUGGAUGCGUUGGAGCUCUUUUCGGCCAACUUGGCACGUCUCAGCUGGGGCCCUUCCUCUGACGGCACAUGGGCCUGUGGUGCUGACGAUGGUGGAAAUAGCAGCCAUCUUUCUCUGCUCCCUGCAGCACCGUUGGCCGUGGGACCUCUUGAAGUCUCCUCAGGCAGUCAAGGUCGAGAAUUCCAUCUCCAAGCCCUGGCGGGUACAGCCUUCAGCGUGCAGACGUGCCUUUGUCCAGGCUACGAUGCAGGGAACGGCCUCGUGUGCGACCAGCCGGAGGAUUUCGUGCAGCUCUUGGGCAAGGCCAUUUUCUUCCAGUCGCGCAGCUGCAGCGACGGGCUGUGCACCAGCGAAUACGUGGAUGGUGUCGCGGCGAGCUCGGCCUUUACCCUGCGAGUGGACUGUGGAGGUCUUGGCCUUUGUAGCACCGCUGGAAGUCGCUUGAAGAUCAUCGAUGCGAAUCCGUUGAGCAACGAUUUGCCCUCCUGGCACCAGUCGGCCGGGUGUCGUUUGGCCUUGCAAUCCUCCUCCCAUUGGCGGAGCGGAAGCUCAGAUCUUUCCUCGAGCGAUGGAAGAAACGUAGGUCAACGGUGAACGCGCCAAAAACGAUGAGCCGCCAAAUCGCGGCGCACAGAGCAGAGACCUGGAAUCUUGGGGAGGUGGUCGUGUCCAGUGUGGCAUGGGUUGUGUGGAUGUGGCAUGGAGUGAGGAUGGGAGCGGAUGGCACAUGAGGGCACAUGUGGUUGGAGUGUGUUCUCAGUUUUCUUCAGAAAAGGCUCCAAAGAUCUGAGCAGCAAGCAAAAAAAGUCCAUGGCAAGCUCAGGGUUUCCUUUGUGCUCGCAGUUGGGUGACAAAGAAUCACAAAUACACAAAAAGAGCAAUUAAACAAUAUGAAACAUGAAAAUAGCAUGGUAAGUAAGAACUACUCAAGUUGUAGAGUGAAUGUGCUUAAAAGUAUACACGGGUGUGUAUUUUUAUAAGGGGACCCCCAACCAACGGGCUUUGCGGCUUUGCUUCUUGUCUCAGCUCGUUUUGAGCUGUCUGAACCUCCCCAGCAUAGCGUGAGAGGUGCAGGAGGGUCGAAAGAGCAUUCCUAUAAUUCAGGCUCCACCUACAGCGCCCGGAGGAAAAGGGAACCAAGCCUUGGCCAGUGUGUGCAUGUUCCCUCCAGGUGGAUGGAGGUAGCGCCACAGCUGUUGAAAGGUCGUGUACGGCAAGACUGGACGGCACGGAAGGCCGAGAAAACACCGUUUGUAGCCAAGAAGGUGAAGCGAGUCACAUCGAUCGACCCAAGGCCCAGGGAAGGCAGCAGGGGUUACACCUUGAAUCCACUUCCAAACCAUACGCCGGGUGCGCGCUUGCGCACCCAAGCCAGUGGGUGUAAUGUCAGCCAGGACGUUCGGAUCCCGCAGAGCCCAUGUCAGCGGUUUCUUACAGAUGCGUACAGGGACCGAGUUGCC